AUGGAAGCCAUCCGAGUAAUCUCCAGAGCUUCAGUCCAGGCACGAAGUGACGUUAAUAAUGGUGACUCACCAAAACAAAUCGACUUGAAUCCAUGGGAUCUUCAGUUUCUAGCAAAUGAGUAUGCUCGGAAGGGUCUUCUUUUUCACAAACCCUCAUCAUCAUCAUCUUUCAAACACACAGAGACAUUGAUCCUUCACUUGAAGGACUCGUUUUCUCUUGCCGUUGACCUCUUCCCACCCGUUGCCGGCCGUCUUACCGUCGUCCACCACGACGAUGAUGACACAUCCUCCGUCUUCAUCACUUGCAACAACGCCGGAGUAAGCUUUGUUCAUGCAGUUGCAGAGAACACAUCAAUUGCUCACAUCAUCGAACCCACUUAUGUUCCUUCAAUUCUCCACUCCUUCUUCCCACUUGGAAAUUUCAAGAACUUUGAAGGAACUCAGGUUCCAUUAAUGGCUGUUCAAGUUACAGAGCUAGUGGACGGCAUCUUCGUCGCUUGCUCGAUGAACCAUUGUCUGUUUGAUGUGAAGCCGGCUUGGGAUUUCUGGAAUGCAUGGGCAGAGAUCUCACGAAAUGGUUUAAACCACAUUGCUUCAGAUUCAAAGUUCGCUUCAUUUGAGCGAUGGUUUCCUCACGAUAAUAUUGAACGUCCUAUACGAAUCCCAUUCAAAGAAAUGAUAGAGAAUUACAGUAAGGGGUCUGGUAAUUCGGUUCAGCUGCCUUCAUUCUCUAGGAGGAUCUUUCACUUUAAAAGGGAAAAAAUUGCAGAACUCAAAGCAAAAGCUAACACAGAGGUACAGGAUGGUGGGGUCAUGAUCAGCAAAAUCUCGUCCUUGCAAGCUGUUCUAGGCCAUGUUUGGAGGUCUGUGAUCAGAAUUCAGAAUCUUGAUCCAGAAGAAGAAGUCACUUACAGAUUCCUCAUAGCUGCUAGAUCCAGAAUUUAUCACCCACCAAUACCAGACAACUAUUUUGGAAACGCUGUGCAAUACACUACUGUGACGAUGAAAGUAAGAGACUUAGUUGGAGAUGGAGGCCUUGGAAAGUUUGCUUUGGAGAUGAACAAAGUAAUCGCGUCAUUCACAGAAGAGAAGAUCAAGAAGGACUUUGACGCUUGGAUACAAAAUCCAACCAUGCCUUCACAACAUGGCACAAUUGGCAAGUUUAUGACAACAAAUAACUCUCCAAGAAUCAACUUUUAUGAAUUUGACUUCGGCUGGGGAAGGCCGGUGGCGGUUCGUCUCGGUCCAACCAACUCAAGGAUGUGGAAGCUGGUCGCCGAUGCCGGAGCAGAAGAAGGUAGCUUCGACUUUGAGCUGUACAUGUCUCAUGAUAUAUUGGAAGCUCUGGUAAGAGACUAUGAGUUCAUGAACAUGGUUUCACCACCACCACCUUUGAUGGGGUAUCCAAUUAAUGAAUUAGCACAGGCUUAA
Molecule: messenger RNA, 1431 nt
Organism: Prosopis cineraria
Lineage: Eukaryota; Viridiplantae; Streptophyta; Magnoliopsida; Fabales; Fabaceae
Exons: 1
Coding region: 1-1431 (476 amino acids)
Source: RefSeq, a predicted model, not a curated record